UCGUCUCAGCUUGAUGUUUCUGCUAGUGGACUGUUGCGGUUAGAAAGUCAGGCAUGAUCCUUCCGCUCUUUUUGGAUUACAACCGAUUGAAGCUUUGCCGGGGAACCUAAAGCAUGCUUCUAAGUUUGCCUACUCCUGAUUUAUUUUUGUUUCAUUUGGUUGAGUGCAUCAGUGUGUGGGUUUUGGGUUUUUGUUUCUUUUGUGUGUAGUGGGGUGGUCAUUCCUGUUAUCUUCAAACACACACACCAGAUGAGUUGGGCGUUCCAUGGGGCUCUACAGCGGAGUGCUCGCCUGCCUUUCCUCCCCUCGGCUCCACCCCUUCAUCUCCUCCACAGAAAUCAUGACACGUGUAUUAACCCAACGGCCACUGAUAUGGAUUUUCACUCAAUCUAACCAACCGUAAAGUGGCAGGCCUCUGACGGAGGACUGUGCCUUGGCCUUUAAUGGUGUUGGGAGGAACUCUGAUCGCAAGGGAAGCGGAAGAUAACCACAGCAGCCGGUGACCGGGAGAGAGAACCCGCGCCAUUAAUCGUUUUCUUGAAUCGGAGCGUUCUCCCCAGCUCCUGCUACAUGUCUGUGGCCAUGGCUCCCCAGAGCUCUGGCUCAAAUCCAGAUCUGGUGCCAAACGUGGCGGUCCCUGAUAAGGAGCCCAAGAACGGGCAGGAGACCGCGAGCCAGGAAGGGUCAGCGAGUGAGGGUUCAGCUGACCGAAUCCCCCUGCGCCUGUGGGUCAUGAAUGGAGCCGUCAUGUUCGGCCGGGAGUUCUGCUAUGCCAUGGAGACGGCCCUGGUUACGCCAGUGCUGCUGCAGAUAGGUCUGCCGGAGCAGUACUACAGCCUGACAUGGUUCUUGAGCCCCAUCCUGGGCCUGAUUUUCACCCCUCUGAUUGGCUCAGCCAGUGACCGCUGCACCUUGAAAUGGGGCCGGCGUCGGCCCUUUAUCCUGGCACUCUGCGUGGGAGUGCUGCUGGGUGUGGCCCUCUUCCUCAAUGGUUCUUUAAUAGGGCUGACCAUUGGGGACGUGCCGGGGAGACAGACUAUUGGCAUCGUGCUGACGGUGCUGGGCGUGGUGCUGCUGGACUUCUGUGCAGAUGCUGCUGAGGGGCCCAUCAGGGCCUAUCUGCUGGAUGUAGCCAGCAACGACGAACAGGACAUGGCCCUAAACAUCCAUGCUUUUGCAGCCGGGCUGGGAGGAGCAGUGGGCUACAUGCUGGGGGGUCUGGACUGGACUCACACUCUGCUGGGACGGGCCUUCAAAUCUCAGGAACAGAUCCUCUUCUUCUUCGCCGCCAUCCUCUUCAUCAUCUCCGUGGUGUUGCACCUGUUCAGCAUCGACGAGAACAAGUACAACCCCCUGCAGGACGGUCCGGAGGAGGAGGAGGAGGAGACGUGGGCAGCCACGCUGCCCUUCUCCCUGCCCUACUCCAUGUACCCCGUGUCCCCGCAGCCCGCCUACGACGGCCCGGCCUGCCUGAUGAGGAGCCAGAGCGACUCCAUGCUCACCAUGACUGACCGCGCCCUGGACCUGAAGCUGGACGAGGGCACGCUCUUCCUGGGCGAGAUCGAACCGUCCGUCUUCCAGGACUCCCCGCCCAGCCCGCAGGAGGAGCCGAGCCGGGCCACGCCCGCGCCGUCCGGCAGCGAGUGGCUGCCCCCUCUGCGGCCCGACCCGGACAAAGAGCCCAACGGAGAGCCGAGCACCUCCGGAGCCCACGCCCAGGGCCACGGACCGGACCACGAACCGGACCACGGACCAGACCACGCCCUGCCCCGCGUCCGCCUGGGCUCCAGGCCCUGCAGCGGGGGCCGGCGCCGCCGGCACCACUCCUUCUACAGGCAGGCCUCCUUGGCCUUCACCUGCCACGGCCGCGUGGGCUACCGGCACUGCAGGCGCCGCCGGGCCUACACCGCGGUGCCCAUCAAGCCCUCGCGCAGCAUGGGCGACCUCUACGACAUCCGCAAGCGUCACCACCGGCAGCAGCAGCACCGCCGGCACGCUGAGCACCGCCGGGGCGUCCGCUCCAUCGAGGAGGAGGAGGAGGAGGAGGAGGAGGAGAGCGAGGAGGAGGAGACGGAGACCACGGUUCGUCUCCUCUGGCUCUCCAUGCUGAAGAUGCCCCCCAGGCUCCUGCGUCUGUGCGUCUGCCACCUCCUCACCUGGUUCGCCAUCAUCUCCCAGGCCGUCUUCUACACCGACUUCAUGGGCCAGGUCAUCUACAAGGGCGACCCCAAGGCUGCUGCAAACUCCACUGAACUGCAGAACUACCACAAAGGGGUACAGAUGGGCUGCUGGGGACUGGUCAUCUAUGCGGCUACCGCAGCUGUCUGCUCAGCUUUACUCCAGAAGUACCUGGACCAUUUUGACCUGAGCAUCAAGAUCAUCUACAUGCUGGGAACGCUUGGCUUCACGGUGGGCACAGCGGUGAUGGCCAUCUUCCCCAAUGUCUAUGUCACCAUGGCCAUGAUCAGCACCAUGGGGGUCAUAUCCAUGAGCAUCUCCUACUGUCCCUACGCCCUGCUGGGCCAGUACCAUGACAUCCCUCAGUAUAUCAACCACAGUCCUGGUAACUCCAGGCGGGGAUUUGGCAUUGACUGCGCCAUCCUCACCUGCCAGGUGUAUAUCUCCCAGAUCCUGGUAGCGUCAGCACUGGGAGCGGUGGUGGAUGCGGUGGGCUCUGUGAGGGUCAUUCCCAUGGUGGCCUCUGGGGGCGCCUUCCUUGGGUUCCUCACAUCCACCUUCCUGGUCAUCUACCCCAAAGCGACGGAUGACAAGGAGGAAGAGGAUGACAAGGUGGACGGCAAAGACCAGCAGGGCUAGUACCUGGUGCUGGUGGAACCAGGAAACUUGCCACAUGGGACCAUCUCUCUUCCCUGGGUUGUUUAAUGAGGGUGCUACCACCUGCAGCCAGGGCAGUGUGAGUCUUUCCUAUGAGUGGACAACAGGGGGAGUGCUAGGCUUUGCUGUGACUACACUGAGUAUAGACCAAAGAGUGACUAUGGCAAUGGAAGGAGAUUCCUACCCGUGCUGUAUAGAGAGAGCAGCAGUGCUCUUAACAGCCUCUGGGGGGAGGUUAUUUCAGUAGCCACAGGGGAAAAGGUAAAACAUGUAUUCUCUCUUUAAACCUUGCACUUCACCUCCAAUUACCCAGCUCUUCCUGAAAGUGAGGGGACACAAAUCCAUAUUCAUACGCCUACGCAGUAUCUAAUUAGGUGAGUUCAAGAAUGAGACGCAUGUUUUAGAGGGAGACUAUUUCCAAUUUGAAGCUGUCAGAAUAUGGUGUGCCAGCUGAUUUAACAAAAAUUGAGAAACACAGCAGCUCAUACAGUGUAAAUUGCUCUGUAGUCCCAAAGAGCGUCACCCGGCAAUGUGAACAAUGCAGAAUUUAAUUUCAGAAAUGUUGCAUAUUCACAUAUAGCAGAGAUAUUGUUUCUACUAUAUCAAACACCUUACCCCAUAAAACAUGGCUUCACACAGGGUUCUGGUUCAAUUGUUACUGUUCUUUUGGUUCUGUUUGGUUGUAUACUCAAUUUCAAGUCCCGGUGCAGGUAUAUAUAAAUAAGAAUAAAUACGAUGAAAUUCAAUAGGGGAAAGUAUGAGGACGGGAAGUUCAGUGAUACACAUUCCAUUUUCCUCUGUUUACAUUUACACCAGCCGAAGAGAUUUAUUCAACUAAUGCAAGUUUAGACCUGAGAGGGAAGGGCAGCCAUGAUGAGUUGAGCCAUGAUGAUGCCUUAGUGAUUGGUUUCAGUUAGCAGUUGACACUCCAGCAACCCAUAUCCCCAUGACAAAUGGUCCAUAACAUUCAGCAUGGAUGAAUGGCGUGUUUCUAAAACAUGCUGUAUAUUCUGAUUGAUAAACCAUAAGCUUAUGGUAGAAUAGAAGAGACCCUUUACCCUUGGGUACUACAGAAAAGAGAUCAUAUUUUCUGCAAAUAUCCAAAGUAUCUAAAGAACUAAACUAUCCUAAAGAACAAACUACAUACUAUUGCGAGGACAAACUAAAUUCUGGGAUAGGUACUAUAUGUGAAUGUGUGUACAGCUAAACUGUAGCAGUGUAUAUAGUUGUGAAAAUGUAAAUUUUGGAAAUCAUUAAGUUAAACAAAGAUUUACAUUUCUGACUGAUGCUUAUUUAUGAAACAUGGGUGGUGUGGUUUUUGUUAAUUUCAGUUAAUAUAACAAUUAAUACAUAUUUGUUUAAAAGUAUUUUAAACACAUAUUUGUCUUUUUUGAAUACUUGAAGUGCAAUUGUGUAAAUCAUAAAGUUUAUGAUUUAACUUUUACUUUGGGAUUUUAAGACAGAUAAGAGAAAUUGCAUUGCCAUACAGUUGUAAAAUAGGUAAAGUAGCAGUGCAUGACUUGGCACCCAAAGAGUGUCUUGGUUUUAAUCAAAUUCAUUUGUCAAUUGACUUGAAUUGAGGGGUUGGACAAAGGUCCUUGUCCAUAUAUUGUAAACACUGGAGGUGCAGAUGCCGUCAUUUGCGUGAUUUUGACCUCAGGACUUUUUCUUUUGUUUGUUUUCUGUACCAAGUAACGACAUUUUGAAUGCAAGUGAAGAGAUGGGUAUGUGCCCCAAUCUUACCUCAUGUGUUAAUGUUCUGUUUUGUUCACCAGUUAUAUUUGAAUAAAAUAAGUAAUCUUAAUUUGAUGUAAUUUAACAGUUACUUAAUUUUUUUGGAAUUUUGCAGAUGUUGAAAUUUGUAUUUUCUUUUUUUACCACAAGUACUAUCUUUGUAAAUAAAGGCCUUUCAUGUUGUACUGUGGAAAGAGCAGUAUUGACUGACCCUCUUAAGAGGAAUCUCAGGAGCCACAAUACUCCUGAACUCUAUCUGCUGCAUCUUGUUUGUUGAUGUUUUUGUUGUUCUUUUUUUCUUGGAUGACAUGCCCUUAAAUAAAAAACUUUCAGUUUGACUGGCAAA
Molecule: messenger RNA, 4915 nt
Organism: Conger conger (European conger)
Lineage: Eukaryota; Metazoa; Chordata; Actinopteri; Anguilliformes; Congridae
Product: solute carrier family 45 member 4-like
Exons: 8
Coding region: 571-2817 (748 amino acids)
Biological process (GO): transmembrane transport
Cellular component (GO): membrane
Molecular function (GO): sucrose:proton symporter activity
Source: RefSeq, a predicted model, not a curated record